GGAAAAAGAAGCCAUCAUUCCAUUUUUGCAAUCUUUUUCUCUCAUCCCUUCCCUUUUCCUCUAUUUCUGCACAGGAAACUUAAGGCUACAGAUAUGGAGGAGAAGAUCAUUCAACAAAAAAAUCACCAACAAGGUUCUAGUUCAUAUGGUGGAAAGAAAGCAAGCAAGAAAAAGCCUCACAACUCUGCUCUCCGCUUCCGCACCAACUCCAAUCUGGCGAUGAAAGCUUCUAAGGCCCGUGGAAGAAAUAUAGGGAUAUUGAGGCCCAUGGUCAAGACUCUGGUGGAAAUGAUGGAAGCCAAAACUGUGGAGGUGCGCUGCGAUGGAGAGUUGACUAAGGAAAUUGUAGCUACUGCUGAAGACAUGAAACUCGAUCUGGAUCUGCUGAAGAUUUCAAUUUUCCAACAUUCCCAUGACAUGCUUCGUAUCUCAGGUGCAGUGGACAAGCUUGCAGAGGUUAUGCUGCUUCAGCUUGAUUAAUAAUUAGCUGAGCAAUGAAGGAUAUAAAAAGAUUUCAGAAACUGAUGCAUAACUAAUUUGCUUUCUCUUAUGUGAUGUGUCAAGUUUAAUAAGUCGUCUCGGUGGGAGGAAGCCUAGUGUGAUUGUUGGCCAAAUAAAAGACAUUAGUUUGUUUUAAAAUUAUUUAAGGAAAUGUAAUUGCGAACAAAUUAAACUUGCAAAAAUAUGAGCGGAAAGGUGUGUACAUAAAUUUUGUAUAUUAUAUUUAUAUAAAAUAUAAUUAUUUAAUUUUU
Rubroshorea leprosula is the source of this 752-nucleotide messenger RNA. NCBI's taxonomy places the organism in Eukaryota, Viridiplantae, Streptophyta, Magnoliopsida, Malvales, Dipterocarpaceae. The record is from the annotation of a GenBank genome assembly.